AUGCACCUACACUACGUGCUUGCCAUGGCUGCAACCGCUCUUGCUGCAAACAACGGCUCCAUUUCGGCCGCUGUACCCACGAAUGAUGUCGCGCUCUGGACGCUGGCUUCGCAGGACCAAGUCCACCUGAUCGACCGUCGAAUCGCCGGGGCCAAUGCCACACGAACGCUCCGUGGUGCUCUCACUAUCAACGAGGACAACACAGCCGUCUACUUCCCCAGCAGCAACACGCACAAGAAAACUUUCAUCGAAGACAGGCUUAAGGACUCGCUGGCCAACCCGGAGACAAUGACGAAGUUUUACAAACAAUGGUACGAGGACGGAUACACUGUCGAACAAGUCACUCGUGGUCUGGAGGAGAUUCAGAGCAGAGAUCUGCGCGAGACGUAUGCGAAUCUCGCUGAGGGGUAUGCAGCAUACGUCAGCAAUGGACGGCAACGCAGGGGAAGCCAACGGAUGAGUACAAAUAUAUGA
Molecule: messenger RNA, 474 nt
Organism: Hyaloperonospora brassicae
Lineage: Eukaryota; Oomycota; Peronosporomycetes; Peronosporales; Peronosporaceae
Source: the annotation of a GenBank genome assembly